Molecule: messenger RNA, 3331 nt
Organism: Hemibagrus wyckioides
Lineage: Eukaryota; Metazoa; Chordata; Actinopteri; Siluriformes; Bagridae
Gene: med1l
Product: mediator of RNA polymerase II transcription subunit 1-like
Exons: 17
Coding region: 225-2018 (597 amino acids)
Biological process (GO): cellular response to thyroid hormone stimulus; regulation of transcription by RNA polymerase II
Cellular component (GO): mediator complex
Molecular function (GO): nuclear vitamin D receptor binding; nuclear thyroid hormone receptor binding; transcription coregulator activity
Source: RefSeq, a predicted model, not a curated record
GCCAUGCUUAAGUUUUGAAAGGUGCUUGUAGUGUUUUUCCGUCUGUAUUAACAAUUUAGUAGUUCAUUUAUAAUGAGGAGAACAACACAAUAGGACAGCUAAAGCAUUAGGAUAUUGUUUCCUUACUUGAAAAGUUUGCCUCUGAUUUAUUUCUAAAUGCAAAUGCCUUGUUUUCUCACUCUUCAUUAGAAGAAGCUACAGUAGAAACCAAAAACAGAGCUGUGAUGGAAUCAAAAGUGGAUGUCCUGAAGAAGACCUAUUUAUCUGAAUUAAACUCCAAAUACUCAGAGAAACCAUGGACUGAGACCUUUCAGCUGGUGCACAGAUGCAUGGAUAAAUCUAGAGCAGACAGCAGGCACUCUGAGGCAAUCAUGAGAUGCCUGCAGAAACUCCAGGAAGCUCAGAAUGUGACCUCUCUGAGUGCCAUGGUGACCAGAUUGGAGAUGAUUGCCAAACAGAGAGGACUGGGCUCCCACUUGAGUCCCACAGAGACUGCAUGCUAUCUGACAGCUGAUCUGUUCUAUGUGGAAGUGCUGUUGCUGCCUGGGGGAGAGGUUGAGGAUGUGAAAGUCGCUAAGCAUGGAGAAGCUCCUGAGUCAAACGCAUUGCUUUGUCAGUUGCUAAGGAUGAAGAAAUUUCAGGAAUUCUCACUCAAGAUGGAUGACCUUGCAUCUCUCUGUAACAUACCAGGCGACAGUGAUACCAAACUGAAGGUCUACACAUCCAUUCAGCACCUUCAGAAAGACCUACUAAAAAUCUCCAAUUUACCAAGGCAUUUGAUAGAGAGUGAUGCUCAUGUUGAUAUGGUUCUGAAUGGCAGGAUUGGCAGUAUUACACCUGGCAGUGAAGGAAGCCCAAUGAGCAUUGAGUACUACAUCAGUCCCUCAGACGCUCUGAUAGAGAGGUUACAUCCAGGGGAGGGCAGCCGUAGCCAGAGUGCUGUGUUAGUGGUGGGUGCCAGUGCCACUACACACAGGUUGCAGAUGGAGUCUCUGAUUCCUACACCACCUCAAGUGAACUCACAAGGUCUUCCUGCUUUCAUCCCGCUCUCUGAUGCAUGCUCAGAGUUGCUGCCAGCCUUCUUUAUGCUCAAAUUCAAGCCACCAGUGCCCAUGCUCAAUUCCUUCAUCCACAAAAUGAGCCAAAUAACAGACCUUCCCCCAGAUGCUGACCUGCAGGGGGAGCCACUUUUCCAGCUGCUCCAGUCUAGUGCUCUAAAGGACAAGAGAUCAUGUGAUGGAAACGAUGCUCACUUUCUUGUGUCUCUCCCAGAUGCUGAGUUUCACAGCUAUUUAUUCGCUGAUGCUGAAUGGAAAUGUGACUUCUGGAGAGGAUCCCUGAUUCACACAGUUCCUUUCACCCAUCCUUCUCACGUGCCUGCCUUAUUGGACCUCCUCCGGUAUCAGUCUGCCGUCAACACCCUACUGACGAGCUGCAUCACCGGCCUUAAGCACCAACCAGAAAUAGAGUUUGACCUUAGCUGUGAAAUCUUACCCGAGUCUGACUGCAGCUUUUCUGUGACCUUCAACAUCCUGGACAGUGAGACACUGGCAGUUUUGCUUGUUUCGGUGGUGGAUUGUCGUCGGCUGUGCUGCAGGCUCCUAAUGCCUGGUCCAGUGGAUCACUCUCUAGAUGGCUAUAUCUCCAGAGUCCUCACACGGUGCAUGUCUAUCCCUAUCACUUUGAGGGCUAUACGGAAAAGGAUAUCAAGCUUGAGGCCUCCAGCACUGCCACUUGAACCCGAUUCCGCUAGAAAGGCUUCAGAGAGUUCAUCCUCUACUUCAGCACAUUCUGCUGUAGAAAACGCUCCAGCGGUCCUCCCUUCUGCUGUGCUCUCCCCUGAGCAAAUGGAGGAGGACGAGCUUCCCACUAACUCUGGCCACUAUGUCAUGUCUGUAGCUGCAGCUCCGGCAGUUGAUGGUACUAAUACAGAUGCGAUUGCUAACCGUUCCCCAUGUGCCUCUGUGGGUGUCUAUUCACACUGGGUGGCCAGCAACUUUCCAGCUAAGCUGAUUUAGAAUAGUGGAAAGGGACAGUCAUGUCUGAAAGAUAUGUAAUAAAUUAUUUGUUUUGAAGAAAGUCAUUAAUAAACAUGUUUUAAAUGGAAGUUCACAAUGGUCAAAUAAUCUGGAAGUUUCCCAGAGAGCUAAAAGUGUUUUUUUUUUUAAAAAUGUAAACACAUAUUUUUACCAAUACCUAGCAUCUGUUCUGUCUAAAUAAUACUUGACUGUAUGUCUAAACUUCAUCAGAUAAUGAACCAGUAUGGUCUCUUAUUGGCCGCGUCUUAAUAGCAAAAUAAAACACACACAAUUCAUAUCAAGUUGCGUUAAAACAGCCAUAGCUGAGGCAAAAGGUUUUCCUUGUUACAGUAUAAUUUUUAUUCAUUUGCUAUACCCCCAGGUAAUCUGUGUACUAAAGACCUUAAAAAGAGGAAGUACACAACAUUCUUCUGUUGCAUGCUGUUGAGGCAUUUGGCUGUUAAGGGUUUCUUGGGCUUGGCAUUUGACCCUGUUCCAGACAGCCAACACACCACUGAUUGGUACCAUGCGAGCCAAACAAACAAGUAAAAAGUAGUAGUUGUACCUAGAAUUUUCUCAAAUCCCCUCCCGGACAAACAGUCCUCUUCAGACAUUAGACAUGCUACACAGAUUGUGUUCAGAUCUGUAAUGAAUGAUUAGAUGUGUUCGUCCAAGACCGUUUAUAAAGUUCAGAAGUUUUGUGGUUUGGCCAUAUUAUAAUAUGUUCCUUCACAAGGGAAAGUUGCCAACAAUUAAAAAUGUUACAGACUUCUCAUGCAGUUUUAAAGCCAUGGACUAGGUAAGCAGGAAUGUAUCUUCGUUUCUUUAAGCACUGUUUGAUUUUUUUCCCCCAGAAAUAUUUAUAUUUUACUGCAUAGAGCACACAUUUCCUAAAAGAGUAAUAGACCUUGUCUUUUUGUGCUCCGCAAAGACAAUGAAAGUGACAGAUACGAGUUUCAUACUUGUUAUGCUCGGGUUCCUGUUUUGCAGUUCACAGCACAAUAAAGUUUCCGGUGAUGGAGGUCAGCCAUUUUAAUUUCGUUCAGGAAGUCUAAGAGACUUACAAUAGAGCCUUAGUUGAUGGUGUACUUUAUAAACCUUGGGUCAUGCAUAUAAUUGUCUCUGUGCGAGCUUGCUGAUCUAGGAUAAUCUAACAUCUCUCCCUGCGUCCUUGUUACAUCAUUCAUGUUGAUGUGAAGAAUAAAAUCAGAUCAUAGAACACCAUUUGUACUCUGCGACCCCAAGGAAAAAGGGAAAACACCACAUCCACAUGACAAGUGCAUAUGAAAGCAUUUUAACAGAGCAUAUUGUUU